CGACAGUUCAGAAUCCACGGUCGGAACUCCUUGAAAUACCGCUUUUAUAUGCUCACCGGAACUUUAUAACUGGAUAAGGAGGACACGUACAGUUCAGUGUUCUCGUAAUUCAAUUAAUCUUGACGUCGUCUCAAAAUGGCUGAAUGGCAGUAAGAAAAAAUAGGACUAAACCUCACAGGUGUAACGGAUUUACAUCCUUAGCUUUUUAGGCAAUGCCACCUCUGCCCCACAGCGAACGCCUUCUUGGGAGGCUGAGGACGCAGCGCGAGAAGGGUUUCCUGUGUGACUGCACUGUCGCGAUUGGGCAGUCCAUGUUCCGAGCUCAUUGGAACGUUCUGGCUGCCUUCAGCGGAUACUUCAGCUCCCUGUGCGAUACUAGUGCAAUGGACAAGAUCAUCACCUCCCUGGAUCCCGAGUGUGUGAACGAGGGGGUGUUUGAGAAGUUGAUGGACUAUGUGUACUCGGGUUACCUUGAUGUUGACAGUUGCAACGUGACAGAGAUUUGCAAAGCUGCCACUUUCCUUGAGAUGGAGGAGGUGGUAGUGCAGUGCACACUGACACUGGAGGACAUUAAGCCUGUCUGCUCUGAGGCCAGCCCUAGCACCGCGCAGCCUGACCAAUCAGAGGCAGAGACCGUGUCCUCGCUGGGGGGCUUCCAGGGACCUUUGACCCUGGAGACAGACGACGCUCCAACGCUCUGUGUACGGGUUCCCGGCCAGGAAACAAACCGGGACCAGACAUUCUGGCACAAACCUUGCCACCGGGGGGAGACGGAGACGAAGGAGCGGAGGACCCGUGUCUGCCCCCUGCUGGUGGAGGCAUUCCACGCUCCUGGCAACCAGGUCACGGACGUACCAGUGUCCGUCUCCGUCGGACGCGUGGGGAACGAGAGAGGAGGCGCACAAAUGCGGUCCCGGUCUCCGUCGCUCGACCGCGGCAGAGGAGACCAUAGCCGCCGCCCCCCGCCGAGGCCGGCCGUGAAGAGGGAGAGGGAGAGGGAGAGGGCGAGGAAGAGCUGCGCCCUGAAAGAGAACCGCGGCUCCACCUUCCCGGGCGGGGACGAGGCUGGGGAGGGCGUGGCCGGGGCGGAGCUUCUUCUCGACGAGCAGCUGAAGGCCAAGCCGGUGUGCUACACCUGCGGGAAGGUGUUCUCCGAGGCCAGCAGCCUGCGCAGGCACAUGCGCAUCCACAGGGGCGUCAAGCCGUACGUCUGCCAGCUGUGCGACAAGGCCUUCACGCAGUGCAACCAGCUGAAGACCCACGUCCGCACGCACACCGGGGAGAAGCCGUACCAGUGCGACCUGUGCCAGAAGGGCUUCGCCCAGAAGUGCCAGCUGGUCUUCCACAGCCGGAUGCACCACGGGGAGGAGAAGCCCUACAAGUGCGACGUCUGCGGUCUGCAGUUCGCCACAUCCAGCAACCUCAAGAUUCACUCGAGGAAGCACAGCGGGGAGAAGCCCUACGUGUGUGACUCGUGUGGCCAGCGCUUCGCCCAGGCCAGCACGCUGACGUACCACGUGCGGCGACACACCGGCGAGAAGCCGUACGUCUGCGACACCUGCGGGAAGGCCUUCGCUGUCUCCAGCUCCCUCAUCACCCACUCCAGGAAACACACAGGAGAGAAGCCAUACGCGUGCCGGACGUGCGGGAAGUCAUUCACGUCCUGCGGAGAACUCAACAAACACCGGCGCUCGCACACCGGUGAGAAGCCUUUCAUCUGUGAACUGUGUGGGAACCGUUACACGGACGUGAAGAAUCUGAAGAAGCACAAAGCCAAAGUACACAAAGACUCACCCAGCCCAGAUCCUGGCCAGAAGCAGGGCGUGUCCCCCGAGGACCCCGUGUUCUGGAAGGCCGCCGCCUCGAGCCUGGUGGAGCUCAAGGCCUCGGAAGCCCCUCCCCCGCUCAGCAUCUCCGUCGACCACCAGACAAUGAUAGGCCCGCCCCCCACAGCAGACAGCAGCGGUGUAUCCAUCGAUCAGCUGCUGAGGACUGCCAUUGGCUACACGGAGCCGCAGUUCAUCUUCCUUCAACAGCUCAACUGAAAACCUGCCACCAUCCGGGUCAUUUCCACAGGCCACUUCCUUUGUCAAGCAUCCUCAAGCCGCACGUGUGGCAGAAAGAUGGUAAGGUCUUCAGCCAAUCAGCUUCCCAUCUGUCAUAUUCUUUCAAGGGUAGCCAGGGAGCAAGCUACCAUUCAAGCAUUCAUCAAUGCAUUCAACCAUUUUCAUAUUUGUCCUUGUAAUUAACGCAUGUCCAAGCUAUUUGUUUAAGUAUUUGUAUAUCUUAAUUGCAUAUCCUCUUUAAGACGGGCCAAGUGCAGUUUGUUCAGCAUAUUUUGAGCGCGAUGUCACAUAAACUGUCUACUCUGAUUGCUGAUCACACUCUCAGUCUUGAGUCUUUAACUUGAAAGGGUACGUUUUCAAUGACUGCCACAGGAAAUUACAGUGUAAUGCUGUAAAUUCAAUUUCUGUUAGUUAAAUUAAAAGGGUCUGUUCUAUGACAUGUUCUACAUUCUCACAGGUCAGAAAGUGUCUUGACAUGAUUUUGUCCCAUGGAAAUGGGGUCAAAUUAAACGAAAGUAUUUGGUUGCUGACUCCUUUGUUAUUGUUGUGAACCAGUAGUGGUUACUUCAUCUUGAUAGCAUCAGUGUUGUGCCAACAAUGUGAAGCCUCCACAGUUGCCUGUACAUGAGUCUCUCUUGUAUCGAUGUCUAGAAGAAUUCCCCUGCAGAAUUUGUGAACUACUGGCCCAGGACAUCUCAGUGCUGUGUUUGGUAUCUCAGGAUUAUGGUGUAAAUCAUGAACUGCCAUUCCCAUUUUCAAGGGCUUGAUCUCCUUCAAAAUGUUUUUUAAAAAAGCAUACAAAUGUGAUUUGAAAAUAAACAACGUGUUUCAUAAACGUAAUGCGGAAGCAGUAAGGUUCCCUUUAAUUGUUGUAUGUAUUGGGCCCAGUCGUGUGGUCAGGUGCCGCAUUGUACGGUCAUGUUGUGAGUGCGUUAAUGAUUUUUCACUGUGCAGAUGAAUGUUUAUUUUCAUUUUUCCCAUGAUCCAACACCAGUGCCAUGUUGAGUAGCAGUACCACUUUGGCUGUAUUUUACAUGGGAACCUGGCCUCCAUCUGCAUUUUGUUUUUGUUUUUUGGGGGGUUUCUUUUUUGGAAGUUAUUUCCUCAGGCCCACAUGCAGCCUUGGUCCUGAGGGAGCAGGUUUGAAAGAUCACAUGGGUCAAUAAUAAAGACAAAGACCGUGGAAGAUCUGAAAGGGGCAGAGGAGCGAUACAUUUUUUUCCCAGGAGUUUGUUUCCAAGUAUGUAUUGACUUUUUCCACAAAGUUCAAGUUAGGUUAAUUUGCUUUUAUAAGAGAAGUCUCUGGCUGUCCCGCCCUGCUAACCUUUGAAAGCCAUACAUAGAUUAACUCUUAUCAAGUUAAAAAUUAGCAUCCUUCCCCAUAUUAUUAUUAUUAUUAUGUGUGACUGCCCUCACUGAAAGUGCACAGCAGCUCUCUGGGAAAUUACAUAGAUCGUGCUGAGAGGCUGUGUUUCUUAAAUCAUAAUCAUAGAAAAAGACCAGGGCUUAUUUCGCUGAACAUUCCAAGUUUCCACCAACCGUUAAAUCUGAACUGCUUGUUUACAAAGACCAGUGUCUCCUGCUUGGCUGCUGCCAUUGCAUCACACAUCCUGCUUUCUGGUAACAGGCCUAUGCAAAAUGAAAGGUUUGUCGUUAUGUGUUGCAAUUGUAUCGUGCCAUGACUAUGGAAUUGCCACUGUCUGUGGAUAUCGUUGAGACAUGAAUUUCAAUUGUAACUGCAGUGUAUACAAUUGCCAUUAUCAGUGGCACAAUGAAAUAUGGUACUUUGUGAAGAUUUAUAAGAAAAAAACAAUAAAUAAUGUUAAAUACACAUCUA
Messenger RNA from Anguilla rostrata (American eel), 3903 nucleotides. RefSeq names its product myoneurin-like. The transcript has 8 exons. Gene Ontology annotation, molecular function: DNA-binding transcription factor activity, RNA polymerase II-specific; protein binding. The record is from RefSeq and is a predicted model, not a curated record. Gene Ontology annotation, biological process: regulation of transcription by RNA polymerase II. Gene Ontology annotation, cellular component: nucleus. NCBI's taxonomy places the organism in Eukaryota, Metazoa, Chordata, Actinopteri, Anguilliformes, Anguillidae. Bases 213 to 2045 code for a protein of 610 amino acids.